Messenger RNA from Prorocentrum cordatum, 492 nucleotides. The record is from the annotation of a GenBank genome assembly. NCBI's taxonomy places the organism in Eukaryota, Dinophyceae, Prorocentrales, Prorocentraceae.
AUGCAAAUGCACUCACCGAAACAUGCAUCACCUUCAGGAGUCCGUCUCCUGCCCGCGUCGGCCCUCUCUCAAGUACUCCGCGAAGGCCCCCUCCAGCUCGUCCAGCUGCAGGCCGCCGCAGCGCCGGUGGUUGUGCAGGCGGUACACGGCGUAGAUGCCCAAGGCCCGGUCGCGGAGCUGCGUCUGCCCCGCCGCCGAGGCCACGGCGUCGCCCAGCAGCAGGAAGUCGCCCAGGGCGUGCUCCCGCGGAGCUGGCGCGAUCUGGAGAAAUCGCCCAAACAACUGCCGCUGGACACGGCAAGUGGCCAAGUGCUCGACGCUGUCUUGGCGUGCUCCGCAUCCGAGGCGGCAAGGGGCAAGCCCUUGGAACCGCCGGCUUGUGCACCAACCGUUCAGCUGCAAACGGACGCGCGCGGCCAGGACGCGAGGCUGGCAUUGCGCUGCCACUGCCGCCAAGGCACGCUGAGCCCGUGCCAGACGUCGCCCGGGUAG